AUGCUUAACCUAAUGCAAUUAAUUUGGUCACUCUCAUCUCCUUCGCUGCUGGAUAACCCCAUUCACUGCCAGGACCAUCUUGCUUUGAUCCAACACUUGAAGCUUGUCCAAUGGCUCAUCUUCCCUUACAUAAACGUCGAGCUCAGCCUGCAUGAGCAGCUAAAGUAUCUCAGUGCUGCAGCACAUGUGGCAUAUGUAUUCUUCACGCACGAAAACAUGCGCUCAUCAUACAUCCCUGCCACGCUAUACCGGGACAUACAGAUAAUGGUCAAAAAUGCUUACUUUUGCGUUGCAAAGGCAAAGUAUGAAACUCCGAAUAGGAAGUUCUUCCUUAUCCUCUUGGGCACUGAUAGGUUAGAAUGGAUGUUUGGGUUCAUCUGUGCAGAGAAUGGCUAUAAUGUGAACGUUAGCACUUAUAGUCUCUCUAACCGUACCUCUGGUGCAGUUGAGUGCCAUGCAAUAUUGUCCAAACAUCCGGAGUGGGACCGAGGACCAUGUCGACUAUGGCUUCAGGGCAUCAGCAAUGCAGGUGGCAUCGAACAGAAGGUCGACCACAUCAAUCCAGCAUCAUGGAGAGGCAACAUUUAUGUUGCUAAUGUACAGCUAGCUCCGGCUUGGAGAGCUGGCCAUUAUCUCGUCAAAAAUGAUGAUGAUCUCAGAGAAUUCUGUCUGGCACAGAAGUUCAAUGAUCUGGAAUGCCAAAUGGGCGCUGAUUUGUGUCAGGGCCCGGCCUCGGACUCGGAGGCUCCCUGA
This is a messenger RNA of Cantharellus anzutake, 753 nucleotides long. RefSeq lists its product as uncharacterized. Bases 1 to 753 code for a protein of 250 amino acids. The record is from RefSeq and is a predicted model, not a curated record. Lineage: Eukaryota; Fungi; Basidiomycota; Agaricomycetes; Cantharellales; Hydnaceae. The transcript has a single exon.